Molecule: messenger RNA, 1184 nt
Organism: Xyrauchen texanus (razorback sucker)
Lineage: Eukaryota; Metazoa; Chordata; Actinopteri; Cypriniformes; Catostomidae
Gene: irf4l
Product: interferon regulatory factor 4 like
Exons: 6
Coding region: 122-1114 (330 amino acids)
Biological process (GO): regulation of transcription by RNA polymerase II; immune system process
Cellular component (GO): nucleus
Molecular function (GO): protein binding; DNA-binding transcription factor activity, RNA polymerase II-specific; RNA polymerase II cis-regulatory region sequence-specific DNA binding
Source: RefSeq, a predicted model, not a curated record
UUUAUUACAUUUGCAUUAUGGUUGGCCAUCUGGAGCAGCUCAUGUUUCUGUGUAUUUUUCAUUUUCUUAUCAUAUUUCCAACAGUUUGAUUUCUGUUUUAUUUUCCAGCUGGAUUAAUAAGAUGUCCGUGAGUUCCGGGAACGGGAAGCUGCGUCAGUGGUUGAUCGAGCAGGUGGACACGGGGAAAUAUCCGGGUUUGGUGUGGGAGGACAGAGACCGGACCACAUUCCGCAUCCCCUGGAAACACGCCGGGAAACAAGAUUAUAACAGAGAUGAGGACGCGGCGCUGUUCAAGGCCUGGGCUCUGUUUAAGGGAAAGUAUCGUGAGGGUGUAGAUAAACCCGAUCCACCCACCUGGAAAACCCGUCUCAGGUGCGCACUGAACAAGAGUAGUGACUUUGAAGAGCUUGUGAACCGAAGUCAACUGGACAUUUCAGAACCAUUUAAAGUUUAUAAAGUCAUUCCAGAGGGGAGCAAAAGAGGACCAAAGUUUUAUGAUAAAGCUUCAUUGCCUUCAGGUCACCACAACUACCCAUUAGACCCUUCAUAUGAGGCUCUGCAGGGUCAGGUGUGUAACUUCCUGUCUGCCGGCGACAGGAGCUGGAGGGACUUCCUGUGUGAUCAGAACCCAGUAUCAGAUAUUCACUCAUUCAGUCAAACCCCUCACUGGGACACUGGAUACCAGAUAAGUGGAUCUUUCUACUGCUCCAGUUCACUGGACUCCCCUCCGUCCCCCUUCAUUCUGGACUCAAGCAUGAGAUCAGCAGAGGCCAUGGCACUCUCUGAUGCCCGUCUGCAGGUAACCGUGUUCAGCGGCGAGUGUCUGGUCGCUGACGUCACGGUCAUGAGCGUACAGGGCUGCCGACUGGUGCCAUAUGAUGAUAACUGGCCGUACAGCGGCCCGGAGCUGGUCUCUCUCCCUCAGACAGAGGGAGGAGAGCUGGAAGGUGGCGUUCAGCUCUGGAUGAUGCCCGACGGUCUGUACGCCCGACGCUUCUGCGAGAGCAGAGUCUACUGCGACGUGGCACACGCAAACACCAAACUCUGCAAACUGGAGAGAGAGCAAACCACCAAACUACUGGACACACAGCUGUUCCUAACAGGUUUCCAAUGACAGCUAGACAGUACGCUUUCGUUUAGUGUUGCCCAAUUCUCAGCAUGAGAUUUCGGGGACACUUGAGCAU